Molecule: messenger RNA, 2334 nt
Organism: Pangasianodon hypophthalmus (striped catfish)
Lineage: Eukaryota; Metazoa; Chordata; Actinopteri; Siluriformes; Pangasiidae
Gene: znrf2a
Product: zinc and ring finger 2a
Exons: 5
Coding region: 479-1072 (197 amino acids)
Source: RefSeq, a predicted model, not a curated record
AUCCGUGCUGUUCACACACAGACCAUAAUAACCUUCGGCUCGUACCCGUACUCGUCUCCGCGCGCACCGGUCGCGUCGCCUUGUUUUUAUCGGCGCUGUUAUUAUGUAGCGUUUGGACGUUUCAUUUCUGAGCAGUUCACACGCGCGUAUUUAUUUUUUAGUGUGAAUGCAUAAGUUUGUCCAAAUAUAACGGAGGUUGUUGACAAUCAGGAGGCCUGUGGACAGUUUUGACACCGUCGCAAAACUUCGGUUACGGAAGAGCAACUAGUGUGCAGCCAUGACCUUUUAUUCUGCGCCAUGUAGCGACUUGUUGUAGGAUUAUUUUCACAUCUGGAGUUUAACCCCAUCCACAGCCGAGCUCAGACAUCGUUUGACUGAUCCCAGCUCGCUGUUUUGUUUUGUUUUGUUUUAAAGGGACGUUGUUUGUUUUUAGGGCCCGAGCAGCGCGUCCUGAACAAAAACGCACUGAGAUAAACACAUGGGGCCCAAACAGAGCAGUCCGGCGGCUAGUGCUCGCCUCAGGGCUUACUCAGGCUCGGAUGUGCCCGCUUCCACCACCACAGCCGCCGGUUCCGGGAGCGCGAGCGCAGCGGCGAUUCGGUACUACAACGGAAACCAGCAGCAGGUCGGAGCGCGCGGACGGUACGCGGCGGACGGCGCGAGACCCAACUCGCUUUUUCAGCCCACCAUCAUAGCGCAAGGCAGCGGGACUCAAAGCGAUGAAGACGCAGACGGAGAGCGAAGUCAGUCCGGUCCGAGGUUACUGAUAGGAUCGUUACCGGCCCACCUGUCUCCUCACCUGCUCGGAGCUGGAUUCAACUGUCCUGUGUGUUCAAAAUUUGUUGCUUCAGAUGAAAUUGACCUUCACCUUGUCAUGUGUCUCACCAAACCGAGACUCACCUAUAACGAGGAUGUCUUGAUGAAGGACUCUGGGGAGUGUGCAAUAUGCCUGGAUGACAUGGAACAGGGAGAUACCAUUGCCAGACUGCCCUGCCUCUGUAUCUACCACAAAGGGUGUAUUGAUGAAUGGUUUGAGGUGAAUAGGUCUUGCCCAGAACACCCUACGGAUUAAACAAUUGCUAACAUUGCACAGGUUCUCUCAUUUCAUCACUGAAGACUGCACACCCUGUGAUCCAGAACCUCAGUGAUUUUACAAAGACCUGUCAUCACCUCAGAUUCACACCUGUGCCAAAAGACAAUUAAAACUGACUCAGGGAUCCUGCCCAUGUGUGAUUUUUUUUUUUUUUUUUUUUUUUCUUCCUUCCCCAUUUCCAUUUUAGCACACCAAAGGACAACAGAGUGCAAAAAUGCACUGCUGUGUUGAACCAUCUGGGCUUCAGGAUGUAGCGUCACUGUAUCUACACUGGACACGAUUCUUUCCUCCUGAGUAAGAAACACAGCUCAGGAGAACGAGGACAUUUCAGUCAUUGAACACAGCCACGUUGUAGACAUAAAGGAUGCUGGGUGAACUUUUUUAAAAUUUUCUGUAAAUAGAGAUCUGGAGUAGAAACUAAUUUUCAUCUCUCCAUUCAAAAGAAAUGGUCCAUUUUCUUUCUUUCCUUUUUUUAGUGUGGAGAUUACAUAGCUCUGGUGCUAAAAUAAUCAAGUGCCAUUUUUUUGCUAAAAUGUGCUGCUGUGUUUCACAGGCAAUAGUCGUAGAUGAAAUUUUACUAAAGCAUUUCGUUUUCUAUGAGUUUGGGUUCCACAUUUCACAGGAACAAGCUGUUCAAGGUGAACACAGAACUGAAAGCUCACUGUAAUCUGACCACUUAUUGUUGAUGCUUGUAGUUUUGACGUGUCCUGUGUCACAGAAUGACAUCGUAGCUUUUUGAAAAUCAUGUGGCGAGUCGUUAUUUGAAGUCCAUGUUUUGAUUGUACACUUAAUAUAAGAAUGGGAUAGCCAUAUGUAAGGUGUGUACUGUAGUUAGGCUUAUUACAUAAAAAAAAAUCCUCGAAUUUACUUAUUCAAUUGUACUUUAUUAUUUUUUCCUGAAGGAAAAGAAAAACAUUUUGUAGAAAUGUUAUCGAGUGAUUUUAGUAAUGCCACCAGACCAAUACAUUGCACUAAUACAGGACAAUAGAAUUAUCUGGAGAAAAAUCCACUUUGAUGAAUUUCAUGAAUAUUAUGAGUUUGUAAGUUAUUUGGUUAUUGCCAUUUCAUUAUGAAGUACCACUGAAUAACUGUAAAUUUCAUUGAAGAUAUAUCUAACAUAAGUGCAAUUUAGAGAAAUGAUAAAUGUCCAUCAAAACCUUUUAAUAUUUCAUCACUUCAAAUCUGUGUUUGGUUCCUCAUCAUUUUGUGUCAAAAAUCGCAAUAAAGCACUGGGAACCUGU